AGUGAGGUCACACAGCAUGGCGGCUGUGGUCGGGGGUCGCUGAGGAGGCGCCAGGCCCCGGGGAAUCCGCGUCCAUCCGCCGCCUCCCUGGUGCCGCGCGCGGUCCCGGGGCCGCGAUGGUGCCGGGAGCCGCCAGGCUCUGAGCCGCGGGCCGCGCCGCCGCCGCCGCCAUGGAGCUGCGCGUCGGGAACCGCUAUCGGCUGGGCCGGAAGAUCGGCAGCGGCUCAUUCGGGGACAUCUACCUGGGAACUGACAUUGCUGCUGGAGAGGAGGUUGCCAUCAAACUGGAAUGUGUAAAAACAAAGCAUCCUCAGCUCCACAUAGAGAGUAAAAUCUACAAGAUGAUGCAGGGAGGAGUUGGUAUUCCAACAAUUAAAUGGUGUGGAGCUGAAGGAGAUUAUAAUGUGAUGGUGAUGGAGUUGUUAGGACCAAGUCUUGAAGAUCUCUUCAAUUUUUGUUCACGAAAAUUCAGUCUCAAGACAGUCCUGUUACUUGCUGACCAAAUGAUAAGUCGUAUUGAAUACAUUCACUCUAAGAACUUUAUCCACCGAGAUGUGAAACCUGAUAAUUUCCUGAUGGGGCUGGGAAAGAAGGGCAACCUUGUCUACAUCAUAGACUUUGGGUUAGCCAAGAAAUAUAGAGAUGCUCGAACUCACCAGCACAUCCCAUAUCGUGAAAACAAAAACUUAACAGGAACUGCCCGUUAUGCAUCCAUCAAUACUCAUCUUGGAAUUGAGCAAUCUCGCAGAGAUGAUUUGGAGUCUUUGGGCUACGUACUGAUGUAUUUUAACCUGGGCUCCCUUCCCUGGCAGGGGCUAAAGGCAGCAACAAAAAGACAGAAGUACGAACGUAUCAGCGAAAAGAAAAUGUCUACACCCAUUGAGGUUUUAUGUAAAGGAUACCCUUCUGAGUUUGCUACAUACCUGAAUUUCUGCCGUUCUUUGCGUUUUGAUGACAAGCCAGAUUAUUCCUAUCUAAGACAAUUAUUCAGAAACCUGUUCCACCGGCAAGGCUUCUCCUAUGACUAUGUAUUUGACUGGAAUAUGCUCAAAUUUGGUGCAAGCAGAGCUGCUGAGGAUGCUGAACGGGAGCGAAGGGAACGAGAGGAAAGAAUGAGACAUGCACGAAAUCCAGCAGUCCGUGGCUUACCUUCCACAGCUUCUGGUAGGCUGAGAGGAACGCAAGAUGUGGCUCCUCCCACUCCUCUUACUCCAACCUCACAUACUGCUAACACCUCUCCUCGUCCAGUGUCUGGAAUGGAGCGAGAAAGGAAAGUGAGUAUGAGAUUGCAUCGUGGUGCCCCUGUCAAUAUCUCCUCAUCCGACUUAACAGGCCGACAAGAUACCUCUCGCAUGUCGACUUCACAGAAUAGCAUUCCCUUCGAACACCAUGGCAAGUAGCUGCUCGUCUCCUCCUUGGAAGGCAGCACUGGAUUCCUGCUCGGGUGACUCCCAGUGUUCUCCAGUCUGCUGUGCACCGAUGAAAAUUACUUUGCCAUGGAGGGCAGAUAAUGCAUGGCUGAUCUCCUGUAUUACCAAUGGCUUUACUAGCAAAAAUACCCCAAACUAGAGCAGAAACAUUACAGUUGGAGUUCUCCAUGCCACUUACAAAAAGAUACUCACAAGAACAUGGACAGAGACUCCAGCAGCUGCCAUUACAGGACGCUUUUGCCAGAAACCCAGUGACCUUAAGUGAACUCUGUAGCAACAGGGCUGGAAAAGGAAGAGAUGGUUUACAGAGUUAACCGCCUGUUAUUGAAUAGCCAUUUCAGUUCUCCCUCCACAGGCGGCAGACUUUACCCCUUUUUAUUAUUCUACUGUAACUAUAAAACUUUUACUUAGUUUAAGAGAAUUUUUUGUAUCAUUUUGCUAAAAUUAUUGGCUUAAUUCUCUGUAAAGAAUUCUGUCUUGCUUUUGUCUGAUUUAAAAAUGUAGAAUAUAAACCAUCCUGAAUUCAAGAUGAUGACUUGAAGUUUCUUGUAAAAUUUAGUCUGGCAGGGAACAUGUAAAUGAAUUAAAGCCAUCUGAUUUUAUUUAAACUGUUUACUUAUUUUGUAUGGGCCCGUGCUGGGGGUUUUCUCCUGAUGUUUGUUUGUUUGUUUUAGUACACAUUAUUUUGCUUUUUCUGUCUUCCACCUUUUCAAAUUUAUUCUCCAUGAAGCACAGAAGCAAUUUUGAUUUUUAUUCUUCUAUACUAUAAUUAGUAAGAGCAGCAUACAUUCUGUGUCUAGUUCCAGCAGAGGUGGUGGUAGUAACUUUUUCCCUGAAGAAUAUGAAGAAUAAAGAGAGUGAAGAGCUCUUAUAUUUAAGGAGAAUUUGGAGCUUUAACAUUGAAAGCAUGGCACAUCUCUCUUCCAUUUGAGAGGGAGGGUUGUGCAUCUUUCUUCUUGGUAAUAUCUAGGGUGGUUCUUUUUUUGGGGGGGUUGUUUCGUUUUUUGAGAGAGAGAGGUUGGGUUGGAGAGAAUUAUAAAAGAAAAUGAAUGUUGUCAUUGCAGUUUGAGUGAAUUUGCACAACACUUGCUUCAGCGCAUCCAUAUACUUUUUUCCCUUUUUUUUAAAGUGAUUCUAGUCUCCUGUUUUAAUGCCAAGACACAAAAAUAAAUGCAUGCUCCUUCUGUUUGAAAUUCUGAUUGAGUACACUAGGGUGUGUAUUUAAUUCUUUAAUAUUAGAGUAAUUUGGGUAUAUCUGGAAUCACUAGUCUUUAGCUGGAGACAAUUUAUUUUAUGACAGUUUUUGUGUAAAUCUAAGCACAGAAAGUGCUUUUGGCAAAUGUCUUUUAAGGAAUAUGGAAAAAUCCUUGUGUUUUUUAAUGUAGAACAUUUUCCUAAAGUAAUAUAUGUUUCUCCCUUACAGUAAUCGGAAUGUUAGUAGAAGUAUUAGUCGCACCAUUUGAGCAAAAUAAUGUCCGUUACCAUCUUUGUAACAAAGGUAAAAUACAUUUGUGUGUGGAGGGGAUUUGGCUUUUUUUGGCUUAAACCAACAAAUCAAAUUGCAUCCUACUUGCAAGCCAGUUGCAAACCAAUCAAUUUAUGGCUUCCAAGACCCUCAGUUUUUGUUAGGAAUAUCUUUGUAUUGAUCCAGAAUUUUGCAAACUCCUUUUCCUGUCCAGAAAUUCAUCGGCUAUAUGUCAGUCACUUUUUUUUUUUCUUUGGGUAUUUCAGACCAUUAUUUAAUUGCUUGUGUACUCUAGAUCUAUACUGGGGGAAUCCUGUGACUGGGGGAGUGCAAUGGAAAAAUUGGUUUGGUCCGUGGAUAUUUUUGCAUAACAAUCCAUUCCUCAUUUUACUGUAACUUGAGUACUGUAGGCAUGUGCACUACCAUUUGUACAGUUCUACACUUCACUGUGCUUUCUUUGUAAAUAUCUGUGGUUAAUGAUGUAAUGUUAGAGACGCUUACAAAGGCAGCCUCUUCCUUCCCUCUGUAUCUGGAACACUUAAAUUGAUGUACUAUACUUAAAAGGUGACUGCAAAUUUCUAGAAAUGUACUUGUUUGUGGGCAGUCUUGCCCUUUCAUGAUCAUUAAGUCCCAUCACCUGCAGAUUAUAGUUAAACUGUCUCUCUAAACCUGUGUAUUGGUUACCAAUAUCUCAGAACACCUCAUUUGUACUACCACUGUAUUUGUGUACUUAAACAGUUGUGUAAAUAAAUUCAUAAUGACUUCUGUU
Molecule: messenger RNA, 3664 nt
Organism: Gavialis gangeticus (Gharial)
Lineage: Eukaryota; Metazoa; Chordata; Crocodylia; Gavialidae
Gene: CSNK1D
Product: casein kinase 1 delta
Exons: 11
Coding region: 171-1400 (409 amino acids)
Biological process (GO): endocytosis; regulation of circadian rhythm; positive regulation of proteasomal ubiquitin-dependent protein catabolic process
Cellular component (GO): cytoplasm; nucleus; spindle microtubule
Molecular function (GO): protein serine/threonine kinase activity; ATP binding
Source: RefSeq, a predicted model, not a curated record